UGUCCAUAAUCCAAAACUAUAAGUACCACCCCGCCAAUGAAACAAUUGCAGUUGGUUUGCGGUUUGUUGGAGUUCAGUUUCUUACAAGGCCCCGAAACUUCGUUUUUCUCCCUUUCUCUUCUUUCACUUUCCCCCAAUUACUUCAUCAGUCAUUUCUUCCUUCCAUCCGAAGCUCUGAAUUCCACCAUGAAAGCAAUCAAUUGAAGCAAAGAAGCGGAAAAUCCUCUACAACUUCUUGUGACGCAAUAGCAAGAAGCAGAAGAAAAUGAGCGCCGCGACUAACAGGACCGCCACUGCCGGCAAUCUCAGCAACAAUGGCAACACCACCAACCAACAAGAUCCCGCUUCUUACUUCCUCGCACUGGCGCGGCAGGGCUCGCCUCCGCCGGAGGGGUUGACGGGCGGGGCGGAUGAGGAAUACGAGCGGGAAGAUGUCCCGACGGAGCUCAACACGAUUAACAGCUCCGGUGGAUUCGUGGUGGUGUCGACGGAUAAGCUCUCGGUGAAGUACACCAAUGUCAAUCUCCACGGGCACGACGUCGGAGCUGUCCAGGCGAACAAGCCGGCUCCAGUCAAGCGGCUCGUGUAUUACUUUGAGAUGUAUGUGAAGAAUGCUGGUGCGAGGGGCCAGUUCGCUAUUGGAUUCACUAACGAGACUUUCAAGAUGAGGAGGCAGCCCGGGUGGGAAGCUAACACUUGUGGGUAUCAUGGGGAUGACGGCCAUCUUUAUCAUGGUCAUGGAAAGGGACAGCCUUUUGGACCAACAUUUACAACCAAUGAUACUGUUGGCGCUGGUAUUAACUAUGGUUCACAGGAGUUCUUUUUUACUAAAAAUGGAGCAAUUGUUGGAGCAGUCAAAAAGGAGAUCACGGGUGCCUUAUUCCCUACAGUUGCUGUUCACAGCCAGAAUGAGGAGAUUGAAGUUAAUUUUGGCCAAAAGCAAUUUGCAUUUGAUAUCAAGGCAAGUUGCUCGUUCUUUUCUUCUUUACCGUGCUUCUGUUGGAUUAACUUAAGUGUUUGUAUGAUGACAUUUGAAUAUGAAAGACUGGAAAGGAUGAAGCAACACUUAAGAAUUGAUAAAACACCUUUAUCCCCAAAUGCCAGCUACAAACUCGUCCGGUCGUACUUGCUGCAUUAUGGAUAUGAAGAAACUCUCAAUUCAUUUGAGUUGGCUACUAAGAAUACAGUUCCUCCAAUAUCCAUGUCUCAGGAAAAUGGCUCUGAUGUGCAAGACAUAAUGUAUGCAUUAAAUCAGAGAAGAGAGCUUAGACAGCUAAUCAGAAAUGGCGAGAUUGAUGCAGCAAUCAACAAGAUUCGUCAGUGGUUUCCCCAGAUUCUUGAGCCAGACUACCUUUUGCAGGAUGACAAGUCAGCAACUUGUUUUCUGCUCCACUGUCAGAAAUUCAUUGAAUUGGUUCGGGUUGGUGAACUAGAGGAAGCUGUAAACUAUGGAAGAAUGGAAUUAGCGAAGUUCUUUGAGUUGCCAGGGUACAAUGAUCUUGUUCAGGAUUGUGUAGCCUUGCUAGCAUACGAGGAGCCACUGCAAUCAGCAGUGGGCUAUCUCCUAGAAGGCACGCAGCGAGAGACCGUUGCAGACACAGUAAACGCCAUGGUGUUGCUGACGAAUCCGAACGUAAAGGACUUACAAGGCUGCUUGCAGUCGUAUCUCGAGAGGGUAGUGAGGCAACUGACUGUUUGCUGCCUGGAGAAGCGUUCUUUGAGCGGCAACCAAGGCGAGUGUUUCAGUCUGCGUAGGGCGCUUAACAGUAACUACAAUGCCAAGGGAAGCUAACCCCACCUCGUAAUCGUAGGGCAGGAGAAAACUGGGUUAUUUCUGGUACCCAUCCAAUGUUCACUUUUGUUGAAUUUGGCCUGGAAGUUGAAAAAUGCUUCUGGGUUCCUUUCUUACUGUACAUAUAGAUUUGUUGUUCAGGAAGAUAUAGUCUUUUUGUUGUAAAGACCCAUAUGAAUGUUGGUGCCAACGUGAAGAAUUGAAUUGUCCUAAGCUCGUAGCUGUUCCUGAACAAUCCUGUUUUGCUGUAGUCAAUUCAGUGGUAAAUAGCUCCAUAAUGCUUUGAAUAUGUACAGCUUUAGUAGUUCAUUGCUCUUCUUUUGGGUUUUAUGGAUAGAGGUUAAGAUGCUACUUUCUGCAGAUAAUG
Linum tenue is the source of this 2159-nucleotide messenger RNA. The record is from the annotation of a GenBank genome assembly. Lineage: Eukaryota; Viridiplantae; Streptophyta; Magnoliopsida; Malpighiales; Linaceae.